Messenger RNA from Botrytis cinerea B05.10, 957 nucleotides. RefSeq lists its product as hypothetical. Lineage: Eukaryota; Fungi; Ascomycota; Leotiomycetes; Helotiales; Sclerotiniaceae. The record is from RefSeq and is a predicted model, not a curated record. Bases 166 to 903 code for a protein of 245 amino acids. The transcript has a single exon.
GAUCGAGACCUUUAUACCCAAAAAACAACAAUGUCCAACACAUCCGCCCGUCUUCAAAGUCAUUGUCUACUGCUACAAGAACAAAGAACAAUAGGAAUUAGUAGCCAAUGAUUCUGACGCACACUAUUCCCACCUCAAGACUCUUCCAAUCCUCCUCCACUGGAGAUGGCUGCUAGAGCGACUGGAACAGCUGCAGUUGCUGUGGAAUCGAAGUUCUCGCAGCUGAUACGUUCCGGUCAACUGAAGUCAAUAGAUGCUCUAGCUUAUGGAUCAUUCAAAGGUAUCACAGGGGACGAUCAGUGUUUUUCUUAUAAGCUUUCCGCCUUCCACGCCUAUGGCUCUCAUCAAGCACCAGCGGUAUCAAAAACCUACAACCCAGACCACUAUAACAUUCAGCACCUUUUAGUCAACAAAUCCUCGCCUUUAUGGCUCUCUGUUUUUUGUGCGAAAGUUAAUGGAGGAAACAAGAAAGUUAUACGAACCCACAUGGUACGAAGGAUCAGAACUGCAAUUAGAGAAGCCUUGAAGAACCAUGAUUAUGACUUGUCUGGGAAAAGGAUAUCCAACAGUAUAGGGAGGGGUAGCAAGGGCGAGGACCUAGUUGGUACGAUGAUAAUAUCUGCCAAAGACAAGGCCUUGACUGCAAAGAUGGAUGUUUUACAAGAUCAAGCGGAGAUGGCUGUGACCGCAUUGAUACGAAAGUUCAAGCUGGAGCGUGAAGCUCGACAUAACAGUUCAAAUCAGAAUGCCAGCAAACAAAACAAGGGCACGCCCGUGGAAGUGAAAAGGGUCCAAAUGAAAAAUAGGGCGAGGGAAAAGGGGGGCGAUACAACAGUGAACUCUCCAAAGAAGAAGAAAAACACCAAGAAUAAGGUAUUUGGUGGAACAGUCUAUCAAAAGUGAUGGAAAAUAAUGCAAAAUAAUAAAUAGACAAAAAUCUCAAGUUAGAAGCUACCA